AUGCCGGAGGACGGCGGCCGGGCGCUGCGCUGCUUGCUGGCCGCAGUGGGGCUGCUCUCGGCGCUAAGCGCCGCGGGGACGCUCUUCCUGCUGGGCCAGUGGAGGGAGCUGAGCGCGGCGCUGCGGGAGCUGGAGGCUGCGCGGCACCAGGGGGGAGACACUGACAGCAUCCUGCGGUCCCUCUUGGGCCCCACCGCCCCGGGGGCAGCGGCCCCAGGAGCCGCCCGGCACAAGAGGAGCCACCGCGGAGCGGGCGCCAGGGGCCACGUUCGGGCCGAGAACGACGAGUUGCUCAUGAUGAUGACCUACUCCAUGGUGCCGGUCCGUGUGAUGGUGGAUUUAUGUAACAGCACAAAAGGGAUAUGCUUAACAGGCCCUCCAGGCUCCCCAGGGCCUCCUGGACUUGAUGGAUUACCAGGCUACAAUGGAUCAGAUGGCAUCCCUGGCAUCCCAGGGCCAAAGGGGGAACCAGGAGUAAAUGGAAGAAGAGGAAAAAUAGGUUUACCAGGACCAAAAGGUGAUCCAGGAGAGAAAGGAGAAAAAGGAGACCCUGGUGAACUGGGCUUACCUGGCAAAGAUGGGAUGCCAGGAGGGAAAGGUUCAAGAGGAGCAAAGGGGGACAAAGGGGAUGCAAACAAUGACGUGAUAUCAGAAGGUGCAAAGGGAGAGCCAGGGCCCCCAGGGCCCCCAGGGCCGCAAGGUCCUCCUGGGCCACCAGGGAAGCGCAAAGCAAAAUCCCAGGUUCAGGAGAACAUGUACAGCAGCAAGUGCACAGGUGAGACAUGUGCCAUACCAAAUGAUGACACGCUGGUAGGAAAAGCUGAUGAGAAAACCAAUGGAUACCAUCCAAAAAAAGCUGAAUGCAUCAUUAAAUCAAUAGGAAGUCCCACUGAGAUGGGUAAGAUACAGCAAACAUUUGGAACAUGGAUGAGGGAACCUGCAAAUAGAAGUGAUGAAAGAAUUUGGCUUACGAUGCAUUUUUCAGGAAACUUCAUAAAAGAAUAUGAGAAUGCAAACGCAUUGCUGAAUGACAGCUACAGGAUCAUUAACCUCACGGGGAUCUUUUAUGGAUGUGGCCAUGUGAUAUAUAACAACUGCCUAUACUAUCAAAAAGGAGGAACCAGUAUCAUUGUGAAAUUUGAGCUUGAUACAGCAUCAGUCAGAACCCUGAGAAUUGAAAAUGCCUUACACGAUAGUCGCCACUACCUCUUUUCUAACGCCAAGACGUACUUCAACGUGGCAGUGGAUGAAAAGGGUCUUUGGAUUAUCUAUGCCUCAAGUAUUGAUGAAAAUAUCAUUGUAGCACGUAUUGACGAAGAGACAUUUUCAGUCGUUCAGCAUAUCAACACUACAUACCCCAAGUCCAAAGCUGGCAAUGCAUUCAUAGCAUGUGGAGUGCUAUAUGUUACUGAUACUAAGGAUAUGAGGGUAACUUUUGCUUUUGAUUUGUUGAGAGAGAAGCAAAUCGAUGCAAGCUUUGAGUUAAGAUCAGCACAAUCUGUUCUUGCUAUGCUUUCAUAUAGUCUAAGAGAUAGAGACUUGUAUACAUGGGAAAAUGGCUAUUUAAUGCAAUACCAUGUACAUUUUGACAGCUGA
Emys orbicularis (European pond turtle) is the source of this 1596-nucleotide messenger RNA. It is a transcript of the gene GLDN, whose product is annotated as gliomedin. Gene Ontology annotation, biological process: signal transduction. Gene Ontology annotation, cellular component: cell surface. The transcript has 10 exons. NCBI's taxonomy places the organism in Eukaryota, Metazoa, Chordata, Testudines, Emydidae. The record is from RefSeq and is a predicted model, not a curated record. Bases 1 to 1596 code for a protein of 531 amino acids.